AUGGAUGCUGCACUCAAUUGCGUCAUAGCACGAUCUCAUCCCCACAACCUUAGACUUCAUGCCAUAUCUUGCUAAAUGAUGGGAAUGGGCGCGACAGUGAAAUGUCCCAAGCAACAGCGCCAGAACAUGGCAACUCGACCAAAAAGACCAGCUCAGUCUGGGGUCGAUUCCGCAGCAAUUUCCACAUGAGGCCGCCAGACGAUGACGAGCCUCAAGACUGGUGGUUCGCAUCCACUGCAAUUCCCCUCGCUGCAGCGACAACCGGUCCUCUCGCUAGCCUCAUGUCUAUCGUUGCGCUGGUUAACCCCUGGAUAAGCAAUAUUCUCCAUGACCAGGAAGGUGUAGAUGGUAUGCCGGUGCAAGUCGGCAUUGGGGAUCCUAGAUGGUGUGUCGCUUUGAAUGCGACGUCGCUUGCGUUUGGUAUACUGGGGAAUUUCUUCUUGCUGUGCAAUUUCACGCGCCUCGUGCGGUAUAUCAUUGCGCUUCCUCUGUCUAUCUUUCUGUGGAUCUCAUCGACGGUUAUAAUGACCGGGUUGACAAUAUCUAUGGAUGUGUACCAUAGUCCCAUCCCCCCAAACCAAACAUUCUCUCAGGGGUACUGGAGCGCCGUCAUCUCCGCAGUGCUCUACUUCCUCCUCUCCGUGAUCCUCAUGGUAAACAUGCUGGGAUACUUUCUAGGGCACUAUCCCCAGAACUUCGUCCUAACCAGCGAUCAACGAACUCUAAUUCUUCAAACAACAUCAUUUGUAGCCUGGCUCGCGAUUGGAGGAGUGAUAUUCUGCCACGUAAUCGACAUAUCCUACGCAAACGCCGUGUACUUUUCCGACAUUACAGUCCUUACAGUCGGGUUCGGCGAUAUCACACCCACAACCGCGGUGGGCCGCGGGCUGGUUUUCCCUUACGCUGUCAUUGGGAUUGUCAUGGUUGGCUUGGUCAUUUCCAGCAUCCAUAGAUUUGUACAGCAGAUUGAGCGCCAGGAUGUCCUCGUUCAGCAUGCCGAGCGCAAGAGGAAGGCCAUUAUCCGACGGUCCGAUGAGACAGAACCAUACGGGGAAAUUGAGUACCAGCAGCGACAUACACGACGAAAACCGAUCAUCAGCACGGUCCAUGCGUUUAACUGGAUAAGGCCGGGAAGUAGUCUCUCCAAGCUCACGCAGAUGAGAGAAGAGCGGGACCGGUUCGACGCCAUGCGCGCCAUCCAAACUGAAACCGUGCGGUAUCGACGCUGGAUGAACCUCGCUAUCAGUAUUAUAGCAUUCGGGAUUAUGUGGGCAGUUGGCGCCGUGAUAUUCUGGGCGCUGGAGGACGAUCUGACGUACUUCCAGGCGCUGUAUUUUGGUUUCACUUCUCUUCUGACGAUAGGGUAUGGGGAUAUCACGCCUACUACUAAUGCCUCGAGGCAGUUCUUCGUUGUCUGGUCCCUUUUCGCUGUACCGACGAUGACUUCGCUUAUCUCGAAGAUGAGUGAUACGCUUGUGGAUGGUUAUAAAAGGUGUACGAAUAUUGUUGCCGAUUGGACUGUGUUGCCGCAGUCUGGCCUUUACAGGACUGUGAUAUCGCGAUGCUCUGGAACAGUGAAGCGGAUAUGUAGUUUGGCACCAUCUGCUUACAGCCAGUCUCAACUUGAAAGAGGUCAACAGGAGCAGACAGAACCUCCAUCCCCCCCUCAAGAACAGUCCUCCGGCCAACUAUCGCUCGAAUCCCUUGCUCGAUCGCCCAGGCCCUCCACCCAUAGACUAGGACAGGAACUCGUCCUUGCAAUACAGAAAACGAUAAAAGACGCCGUCUCCGGUCAGAGGAAGAAGUAUAGUUAUGAAGAGUGGGUUGAGUUUACCCGGUUGAUCCAGCUCACGCAGUCUAAAGGUGGCGACGGGGAAGGAGAUGAAAACAUUCGCAUCGACGAGGACGAGUACGGUCUGCUUAACUGGGACUGGAUUGGACAGCAUAGUCCUCUGUUGGCCGAGAAGACAGAGCCAGAGUGGGUUCUUGAUCGGCUUUGUGAGAGUCUGGGGCGGUUUGUUGCACGGGUUGAGCCUUGAUGAGUCUUCUACUGUUACAGCCGUAGCUAUGGGUUAGCAUUUCCCAGUUAAUGUCAGAUACGAAAUCAUCUACUUUGUGGAAUGACGAAGACCCUGUAUACGUGAAAGACGGCCGGCUGGUGUUGUCAUGGUAUAUUGCCGACUGCUAGCAGCACCUUCGACAUCCGUCACACAUAUGCAGCCAAGAGCCCAAUGAUGCUGAUGCAGCUCACCUGCAUGAAGACCCCGACAUCGCCGUCUUGAUUCUUGAUUCCUGACAUGCCCCGCAGCUACGCA
Molecule: messenger RNA, 2315 nt
Organism: Aspergillus versicolor CBS 583.65
Lineage: Eukaryota; Fungi; Ascomycota; Eurotiomycetes; Eurotiales; Aspergillaceae
Exons: 3
Coding region: 102-2039 (645 amino acids)
Biological process (GO): potassium ion transmembrane transport; stabilization of membrane potential
Cellular component (GO): membrane
Molecular function (GO): potassium ion leak channel activity
Source: RefSeq, a predicted model, not a curated record